AUGUCCAACUCCUCCCAUCAAGAUACGCCUUUCCGUUUUCUCCACCUCCCCUUUGACAUUCGGGAGCACAUUUACAUCGCCUUCUUAUCUCUUGGAGAUUCAUCCAGAGUCCCAGAGGAUCACACUCCCGAGAGGCGUCGGCCAGUCAUGCGGAACAACGGAACCAGCACACCCAUCGUCUACGCCCUUCUCACGUCUCCCACUCCGUCGACUACCCACCUGCUUCUCGCAAACCGGCAGCUCUACUCAGAGUUCUCCUCCACCGUCGAGACACGCCGCUCAACCCUCACAUACACACUAGACAUCCUCGCGACAGGUCACUCCAUCUAUCCUACAUGGAUCUCCUUUCCCGCCCCUCGUCGAUACAUAUCCCGUGUUUUUGUCAAUUAUAGAGCCGACAGAUGGGGCGAACCUGUGCCCCGCCGGCAGCCGAUGCAUUCCGCGGGCUUGAACCUCAUUGUUGGCCUCCUUCAGAUUCUAUCCGGCUUUCUCUAUUACGGCCCUACAUUCCAUCCCGCGAACUUGGAACAUCCCCUCCCUGUACAACCGUCCAUAGUUCUCCAUGAGCUCGUCGUUGGAUACGUUCGGGAGGGUCCGGAUAGAAGCAGAGGUCCUCUCGGGUCGGCAACAUGGGUCGAACCCAAGGGCAGUCCCGAGGACGAAGAUGGAAAGACACUUGUCGAGCAGAUCGAUGACCAUAUUAACAUGGGUUUGCUUUAUGGGAGAGUAAAGAAGGUAAAAGUAAUGUGCGAGGGAUGGGCGAAGUACUGGGAGGUGCCAGACGACUGGGAUGAGGAACUCGGGAUUGACGACGUUUUCAAUGCAAAGCGCUACUCGAGUUCGUACGACUGUUGUCUUUCUGGGUCAUCCCAUUUCGGUCAUAUACGUCUCCCGCUCCAGGAUGGCUAUGAGGCCAUGAUUGCAGUGAUUCGGUAG
This is a messenger RNA of Stereum hirsutum FP-91666 SS1, 936 nucleotides long. RefSeq lists its product as uncharacterized. The transcript has 3 exons. NCBI's taxonomy places the organism in Eukaryota, Fungi, Basidiomycota, Agaricomycetes, Russulales, Stereaceae. Bases 1 to 936 code for a protein of 311 amino acids. The record is from RefSeq and is a predicted model, not a curated record.